Lotus japonicus is the source of this 703-nucleotide messenger RNA. Its product is annotated as monothiol glutaredoxin-S10. Bases 187 to 495 code for a protein of 102 amino acids. The transcript has a single exon. NCBI's taxonomy places the organism in Eukaryota, Viridiplantae, Streptophyta, Magnoliopsida, Fabales, Fabaceae. The record is from RefSeq and is a predicted model, not a curated record.
CACUUCUUCAGGAUAUAUCAUAUCAAAACAUAACCAUGUCCUUACUCCACAUGUAUAUAAACACACACAACCCUUUAAACCUUCACAAACAUCUCAAACUAAAACCAUAUCAUCAUACCAUACAUUUAAGUGCUAGCUAGCUUAGCAAGUGCUUUGAAAAAUAUAACAUAUAUACUAUUAUUUGAUAUGGAUCGUGUGUCCAAAUUGGCGUCACAGAAGGCGGUGGUGAUAUUCAGCAAGAGCUCAUGCGGGAUGAGCCAUGCAAUUAAGAGGUUGUUUUACGAGCAAGGCGUGGGCCCUGCAAUCUAUGAGCUUGAUGAGGAGUUGAGAGGGAAAGAAAUGGAGUGGGCUCUUAUGAGACUAGGGUGCAACCCUUCUGUUCCUGCUGUGUUCAUUGGUGGAAAGUUUGUGGGUUCAGCCAACACGGUUAUGACCCUUCACUUGAGUGGCUCGCUGAAGAGAAUGCUAAGAGAUGCUGGUGCUCUCUGGCUCUAAUUGACAACAUGAAAUGGAGCUCAUGAUCUAGCACAAUGCGAACACCCAAACACAGCCUUAAGAUCGAGAAGCUGAUUUUGUUGUAUUUUGAUGAACCAAAGCCCUUUUUUUUACUGGCGGCUUUUAGAAUCUCCAUUGUACCGGAAUAAUCUUUAUCUUUAUAGAGUGUGCUCUGUUUAAUUUUGAAUCUUAUACUUUUUUAGUGCCA